AUAGUUAUAAGUGAUAGUUAUAAGUAUUUAAUAAUAAUUUAAUAAUUUUUUGUGAUUUUAUUGUUGAAUAUCCAAUACCCCUCCACCACCCCCGCCCACACACACACACACACACACACACACACAAAAUAACAACAAUAAAAAAACAAUGCGCAAAAAGCUAACAGUGCUAUUUGCACCGAUCAACUAUGUCGGACCAGUCCUGUCCAGUAUAGGUAUGGCCGAAGUCCUACGCGACGGCGGACACCGACCAGUCUUUGCUAUUAGUCAGGCGUGGAAACAAAAGGUCAGUUCGGUUGGCUUCGAGAUCGAACUAAUGGAUGAUGAACUCACCGAUGAUGAUGAUGGUGGUGGCGGUGGCCAGGUAGCCGAUUCGGCUGCCGCCAAUGUCGAAGAGCUCCGGGAUCUGUUGGACAAUAUUUCACCGAUGGAUAAAUAUGUUCAGACAUUUGCCAUUAUGUUUGAUGAUCUGAUUCGCGAUAUCGAUAAAGAAGAGCCAGCUCUGCGGACUAUCAUUGAACGAGUCCGACCGGACAUUAUCAUUACCGACCAUAUACUAGAUGUGCCGGCCAUUAUCCAAUCGGGUGUACCCUAUAUACUGAGCUACAGUAGUAAUCCAUUGUCACUGGAUAUGGGUCUCGAAGAUCCACGUUUGCCACCAUCGCUGUUAGGUCUAAGCGUAAACAGCGAUAAGUCCGAAUGGGAACAACUGAGGACUGACCUGAAAGCUGCCCGACGACCAGGUUGGCUAAAAUACAGCGAUUGGCUUCAGUCGAAAGGCUUGCCGCCUACCGGCGAGUGUCAACUAUUUUCUCCGUCUCCCUACGCAACCAUCUAUAUGUUUCCCAAAGAGUUGGACUACACUGACCAGAGACCACUUCCCGACACGUUUCAUGGUUUUGAUAAUUUUAAGCGUUCGGAAAAUGAGGACAAGUUUGAAGUGCCGAAACAGUUAAGUCAAAGAUCGGGAAAAUUGGUUUACCUGUCACUGGGAUCGAUGGGCAGCGGAAAUGUCGAUCUAAUGAAACGCUUGAUUAGUAUGUUAGCCAAGUCUGAGCAUCGGUUUAUUGUGUCCAAAGGUGUCUAUCACGACAAGUAUGAAUUGGCGGACAACAUGUGGGGCGAAAGGAGUGUCCCACAGGUAAAGGUGCUGUCGAUUGUCGAUCUAUUCAUAACACACGGCGGAAAUAACUCGGUAACCGAAUGUAUGUAUUUCGGUAAACCAAUGAUAGUGUUCCCAAUGUUUUACGAUCAAUACGAUAACGCACAGAGAGUUGAGGACAAGGGUUACGGUAUACGUCUGAAUCCAUACGAGUGCUCUGAACAACAAUUAUUGCAAUCAAUUGAUAAGUUAUUAAAUGACAAACAAUUGGCUGAAAAGUUACAGAAAUUGUCUCAACGAAUACAAAACGAAAGAAAUAUUGAAAAUCUUGUAAAAUUAGUUGAAAAUAUUGCUAAUAAAUAGUUAAAAUGUUAAUUAAUAUUAUUUU
Messenger RNA from Oppia nitens, 1490 nucleotides. Its product is annotated as NDP-glycosyltransferase YjiC-like. Gene Ontology annotation, molecular function: UDP-glycosyltransferase activity. The transcript has 2 exons. The record is from RefSeq and is a predicted model, not a curated record. The coding region runs from base 149 to 1465 and encodes 438 amino acids. Lineage: Eukaryota; Metazoa; Arthropoda; Arachnida; Sarcoptiformes; Oppiidae.